Manis pentadactyla (Chinese pangolin) is the source of this 8995-nucleotide messenger RNA. It is a transcript of the gene RGS22, whose product is annotated as regulator of G protein signaling 22. The record is from RefSeq and is a predicted model, not a curated record. Gene Ontology annotation, biological process: regulation of signal transduction. NCBI's taxonomy places the organism in Eukaryota, Metazoa, Chordata, Mammalia, Pholidota, Manidae. Bases 49 to 3834 code for a protein of 1261 amino acids. The transcript is spliced from 27 exons. Gene Ontology annotation, molecular function: G-protein alpha-subunit binding.
GGGCCCCGAGGGCGCGCGCGGACGCCGGGCGCGGGUCCCGGCGGCGCCAUGCCCGAGCUGCGGCUCACCGCGGAGCCACCAGCUAUUACAGAAGAAGAAUUUGAAGAUUCUUUGGCAACAGAUGGUUUCCUUGUGGACUACUUUAAUGAAUUCCUAAGCCUUCCAACCUUUUCAGAGGCAAUUAGAUUUAAUGUGGAUUCUGCAGUUUUUGAAGUAGUUAACAAUGCUCCUCAACUCCUGGAAAUGCAACUGAAAAAAAUUCUACAAAAGCAGCAACCUCGAAAUCCCAUCUAUGAUGUUGUAAGAAAAGGAAAGAAUGAUGUUAAACCUAUGCAAUUGAAUGUCCUCUAUGAAGAUGAGACCAUUAGUGUCAACUACAACAUCAUGUGUCUCAGUCGUAAACAAGGUAUUCAGUGGAUCAAAAAGGAAAGACUUCCAGCAUUUCUGGAAAGUGAUUGCUACUUAGAAUACAGGUUAGCCAAAUUGGUCUCACAGGUAAGAUGGAGCGGAUCAGGCAUGAAUAUCACUCUAGGUUCAGAUUUUACUCCCUGGGUCCUGAGAAAACCACCCAGUCCAGCACCUCCUGCCAUUGAAGAAGACAAUGUUGCAAUUAUGAAGAAGUUCUACGUUUCUCUUGGCGAGGCCUCCUAUACUCAAACAAAAGAUUGGUUUGCAUUAGCCAAACAAAGUGAGCAAAGAGUAUCGACCUUUUCAUUGCCAUCUUGUGUACUUGACAACAAAACUGAAUCACCAGUUAUUUCAUCUGUUCCUGAGAGUUUUAUCUUUGAUGAUGGAAUUCACCCUAGGACGAAAAAGGACCCGUCUAGUACCAAUAGUUUAGUUUCUGAAUUUGAAGAAAAAGAAAGUGGAUCUAUAUCUCUACAAGAUACUCCUUCGCAAGCUCUUCUGAGAAUAUACCUUGAAAAGAAACAGGAUGCUGUGGAAAGUCUGACAUUGCAUUUCUCAACAUGGGGAGAAUUUUUAAGAUCUUAUAUAACCUUUAUUUUUAAAGUAGCAAUUCACCAACUUCUUGGAGAGCCAUUUACAGAGAGUCCAGAUAGUAUAAAUUUCUACAACACCACAGAAGUGGUGUUUGAUGGGGUUUUUGAGCCUCUACCUGGCAAGGAUGUUUUGUUAAGUGAAACAGUUCAAACCACAAGUGAAAAAUCAGAAGAGAUGUUAGAACAACCAAGUUUGCAAGGUGAGAGCAUCGGACCAGAAAGCAGGGCUCAUUGGUGUGUUUCUCACAAAACUUAUGACAUCGGCAAUAGAAAGGAGUUUGAAAGAUUUAAGAAAUUUAUAAAAGGUACAUUAGGAGAGAGAUAUUGCUUGCUAUGGAUGGAUAUUGAAAGGUUAAAAGUUCUUAAGGACCCUGGAAGACAUCAAAGACAUCUUGAGAAGAUGAAAAAAUGCUAUCUAGUGAGCAAUGGGGAUUGCUACCUUUCUGCAGAAAUCUUAUCAAAAUUUAAACUGUUGGAUGCAUCUCAGUGGAAUGAAGAACAUUUAAAAAAUAUUCAGACUGAGGUUUUAAAACCCUUACUUCUGUAUUGGGCACCAAGAUUCUGUGUUACUCAUUCAUCUUCAGCAAAAUACGCUAGUGCUGAACUGAGAUUCUGGCACCUCCGUCAAGAGAAACCAAGGAAGGAUGUUGACCCUUUUCCACAAAUGGCAACUCUCUUGCCAUUAAGACCUAAAUCUUGCAUUCCACAGAUUACUGAGAUGCAGAAAGAAGAAUCUGUUUUAUCACAACCUAAAUCUCCCAAGAAGCUACCUAGAGUAAAAACAGCAAUUCAGAAACCUUGGAAGAGCAAGUCUAUGUACCUGAUUUCUUCAAAGGAUGAUAUGAUUGAGAAAGGGUCAAGUCACAUGUCUGAAAGCAACAAAGUUAUUCGUUUGACAUCUUUUACUGACAUUUCUGAAUGCCAGAAGCCCCAGCUGGAUAGAAGAUAUACUUAUACAGAAGAACCUUUGGUUAAAACCAUGGCAGAUGGUGCCUUUGGAGGAUUUGACAUGGAAAAUUUAUUGCAAUCUUUGUAUGUAGAAAAUAGAGCUGGAUUUUUCUUUACUAAAUUCUGUGAGCAUUCAGGGAACAAGUUAUGGAAGAACAGUGUGUACUGUUGGUUUGACCUACAGGCUUAUCAUCAGCUUUUCUACCAAGAAACACUUCACCCUUUUAAAAUAUGCAAGCAAGCCCAAUAUCUUUUUGCCACAUACAUUGCUCCUUCGGCCAGUCUUGACAUUGGACUCCAACAGGAAAAGAAAAAAGAAAUUUAUAUGAAAAUACAGCCACCAUUUGAAGACCUUUUUGACACAGCAGAAGAGUAUAUUCUUCUCCUCCUUCUGGAACCUUGGGCACAGAUGGUAAAAUCAGACCAAGUUGCUUAUAAAAAGGUGGAGCUGGUGGAAGAAACUCGACAGCUAGAUUCCACAUACUUCAGAAAGCUACAGGCUUUGCAUCAAGAGACAUUUUCCAAGAAAGCUGAGGGCACUGCCUGUGAAAUUGGAACUGGUAUUUCACCACUCCCUGAUGUCUCUAAACAAACAGAAUACUGGAAUAAUGUCCCUGAAGAAUAUAGGCAUUUUAAUUUUAAUUAUCUGCUUAACAACAAACUGGAGUUUGAACAUUUCCAUCAGUUUCUUGAGGCUCAUUAUUCAAGCAUGGAUCUUAUGUGCUGGACAGACAUUGAACAGUUCCGAAGAAUAAUUUGCAGAGAUCAAAAGCAAAGGGAGGCAAAAUCUAUAAAUAUUAAAAACAAAUACCUAAAUAAAAAAUAUUUCUUCGGACCCAACAGUCCAGCUUCUCUGAAUCAGCAGAACCAGAUAAUGAAUUUAAGUGGUGGCUGGGGAAAGAUUCUCCAUGAGCAACUUGAUGCACCUGUUCUAAUUGAAAUUCAGAAACAUGUCCUAAAUAGGCUAGAAAAUGUAUGGCUGCCAUUGUUUCUUGCAAGUGAACAGUUUGCAGCACGCCAGAAGAUAAAGGUACAGAUGAGAGACAUAACUGAAGAGCUCUUACUACAGAAGCAUGAAAGGAAAGUUGGGGUCUGGAAGCCUGUGGAGAAUAAGUGGAUAUCCUCAUCUAGUGAAAUCAUUGCUUUUCGUAAAGCAUUACUGAAUCCAGUUACUGCAAGACAGUUUCAACAGUUUGUGGCUCUAAAAGGAGAUUUAUUGGAAAAUGGGGUACUCUUUUGGCAAGAAGUACAAAAAUAUAAGGACUUGUGCCAUUCUCAUUGUGAUGAGCCCAUCAUACACAAGAAGAUCAUGACUAUUAUCAACUGCUUUAUUAAUUCCAGUAUUCCACCAGCUUUACAAAUUGACAUUCCUGUAGAGCAAGCCCAGAAGAUUAUUGAACACAGGAAGGAAUUAGGACCAUAUGUAUUUAGAGAGGCACAGAUGACAAUUUUUGGGGUUCUGUUUAAAUUUUGGCCUCAGUUCUGUGAGUUUAGGAAGAACUUAACUGAUGAAAAAAUUAUGAGUGUUUUAGAGAGAAGACAAGAACAUAAUAAGCAGAAAAAGAAAUUGGCAGUCAUAGAAGAUGAAAAAUUUUCAAAGGAUGGAAUCAAACAAUAUGCAGGUACUUCAGGAUCUGCUGUCAAAACAGCUGCUUUAGUCAGUGACACAGUGUUAGACCUGCAAGCAUAUGGCCGACAGCCCACUUGGUGUUACUCAAAAUACAUAGAAGCCUUAGAACAGGAAAGGAUUCUUCUUAAAAUUCAAGAAGAACUGGAAAAAAAGUUGUUUACAGCCACACCAUCUUGUACAAACUUUAAGUCUACUGCUUCAGCUGUGCCUUUGGAAAAGACGCAAUCUUCCCACAACAUCCAUAGAAUUCUUUAAACCAAAUUUAGCUGACAUGGAAGCUCAAGUGAUUUUUUGAUAGUAUGCGUAAAGCAAGCCUACCAUCCAAAUAAAGUUUGGCUUGUUUUACUUCCAUAGUUUCAAAAUAACAACUAUUCUAUAUACAUGACAUACAAGACUAAAACUUUUCAAAACUUACUUAGAAUAAAACGACUUCUGUCUAGGUUAGAAGAAUCAAAAUAUUUUGCUUACACAGACCUUGAAGUAUAUUAUAUUCCUCAAGUAAUCUUUCAACAAAUACUCCUUGAACAUUUACUAUAUUUGGUUAGCAGAUAUAUUCAGGUGGUUAAGAGACUAAUAUUCCUAGCAGCAAAGUGACCCAGAACAUGAAGGGAAGAGCCUUCCCUACCCCACCCCUACCCCUAACUCCAAAGGAAACAUAUAUUAAAACAGUGGUUCUCAGACAUUAGGUGUGGAGUACUCACCUGUGACAUUUGCUAGCAGCUCCUAUCCCUGGGCUCACUCUCUGAGAAUCUGAUUCAGUAGCCUAGGGCAGGGCCCAGGAAUCUCCCCCCUCUUCAGAUAGUCCAAAUGAUUCUAAUGCAGGUGUUUCACAGACCACCCUUUGAGAUAUACUGUUAGGGUGGUAAGAGAAGAGCUUUAAAAGGUAAAAUUCCUCAUACUAACUGGAGUUACACCCUCCCUUCCUCUUUCUUGGAGGGAAAGGAGAAUGUGUAAGAAAUGACCUGGGUGGACGAACUUUCACCAUCUGUAGGCCUCAGGCCUCAGAAGCUCCAAGGACUAUGACCUGGAUUAUAAGACUGGAAGCACUGGACUUCCACUCUAACACAGUCCCAGGAAGUAUUUUCAGAGUAGAAGUUGCCAUUCCCGAUUCUGUAGAGUCAGACAUUUUAAAGGGGGAAAGCAUGAAGAGGCACACUUCUAAAGCAGUGGUUUUUCUUCUAAAACCGUGGUUUUCUUCUAAUGCACUUGAAGCCUGUAGUUUUCUCUGCUGCCACACUGCUCCACCCUACAUAGGGCCUAUGAAGUUUGUGACUGAUUUCCAUUCUUUGCCCUUGUUCUUUGUUUCUUUUUUUUUUUUGUAUUCCGCUCUUUCUCUGCCUUCUCUUGGUUUUAAUUGAGCAUUUUAUGUGAUUCCAUUUUCUCUCGUAGCUUAUCAGUUAUACCGCUUUUUAAAACUUUCUUAUUGGUUGCUCUAGAGUUUGCUGCAUACAUUUACAAAUAAUAAGACCCUUUCAAAUAACACUAUACCACUUCAUGGUUAGUACAGUUACCUUAUAAGAGAGUGUGUCCAAUUCCUUCAUACUGCCCCAUAUAUCCCAUUGCUAUCAAUUCAUUUCACUUAUGCAUAAGCUAUAAUCACUGAAUGCAUUAUUGCUAUUGCUAUUUUGAACAAACUGUUUUCUGUUAGGUCAGUUAAGAAUAAGAAGUAUAAAACAUUAUUUUAUGUUCAUUUAUUCCUUCUCUAAUGCUCUUCAUUAUGUAUAUCCAAGUGUCUGACCUAUAUCAUUUUCUUUCUUAAGAACUUCAUUUAACAUUUCUUGUAAGGUAGAUCUACUGGAGACCUAUUCUCUCAAUUUUUGUUUUGUUUAGAAAGUCUUAUUUCUCCUCCAAUUUUAAAGGAUAAUUUCACUGGAUACAGAAUUCUAACAUAGUGUUUUUAUACUUUCAACACUUCAGUUCUUGACUGCAUUCUCCUCUUGUUUGCAUGGUUUCUGAAGAAAAGUUGAAUGUAAUUCUGAUCUUGUCCCCCAGCAUCUUUCAAGAUUUAUCUUUAUCUUGGAUUUUCUGCAAUUCAAAUAUAUGUCCAGGUAUAGAUUUUUUGGUAUAUAUUCUGCUUGUGUUCUCUGAGCUUCCUGGAUCAAACUACUACUGCUUAGUUUGGUGUCUGUUGUUCUUUUUGGAAAACUGUCCAUCAUUAUUACUUCGGAUAUUUCCUCUGUUCCUUUCUCUUUCUUCUUCUGUUAUUUCCAUUACAUGUUACCCCUUUUGUAAUUGUUCUGCAGUUGUUAGAUAUUUUACUCGUUGUUUUUUUUUUUUCCUUUGCAUUUCAGUUUUGGAAUUUUCUACUGACCUCUCUUUAGGCUCACUGAUUCUUUCCUCAUCUGUGUCUAGUCUAUUGAUAAGCCCACAUCAAAGGCAUUCUUUAUUUCUGUUUUCAGUUUCUAGCAUUUCUUUGAUCCUUUCUUAUAAUUCCCAUUUUUCUGCUUACAUUACCCACCUAAUCUUACAUAUUGUCCACUUUUUUAUUAGAUCACUUAACAUGUUAAUAAUUUUAAAUUUUGAUCUGUUAAUUCCAAAGUCCCUGUCAUAUCUGAGUCUGUUUCUGAUGGUGCUGAUGCUUGCUUUGUCUUUUCAGAUUGUGGGGUUUUUGUUUUGUCUUUUAGCAUGCCUCAUAAUAUUUUGUUGAACAUAAGACAUAUAGCAAAUGAUAGGAACUGAUAUAUAUGGGCCUUUGGUGUGAGGUUUCAUGUUUAUCUGGCUAGGAGUUAGGCUCUAUUUACUGUUUGUUGUAACCGUGGUAUUGGAGACUGAAAUCUCCUCUGUGUUCUUGUUUUUGUCUCCAUUUUGGUUUUCCUAAAGACUCCUUAAUAGGGUCUGAGGCUUGCAGUUCUUUUAGCUGAAAUCCCAGUUACCUGUUAUGCAGGAGUACUAUUGAUUUGGUGAUGUAGUGUGGCAGGACAGCACUUAUAUGGUUGUAUUUCAGCCUUUUAGUGAGCCUGCAUGGGGUAUUUCCCUUCCUGCAGGCAGUAUAGGCUUUGGUAAAACACCAGUCUGUUAGGCUCUGGUAAAACGUUUCCCUAAAGGAGGAACAGAGAAUUCUGGAUGUAUUCUAAAAUGGUUACUUUACCCCUCCUUCUACCAGAAGCAGGAGGGGAUUUUUCUCUGGUCUUUACAGUGAGAACCUGGUGCAGCUCCUGGAAGUAAAACUCAAGAAUGUGGGGGCCCCUGCCUUAAGACAAGAUGCACUUGAAGUUUUGAAUUCUCAAGCUAGUCUACACUGAGCCUUGAGCAAUUAAUUGAUCAAAUAUAUUUAAAGUAUUCCAACUAAAACGAACUCCAGUUGCUGGCUUGUGCUCCUGGUAAGCUGUGAUUCUCUGUAUCUGUCUAUUUCUCCAGUUUUAGGACCAGCACUUUGCCCUCUUGCCUCAAAAGAGCCAAGAAAAGCUGUUGAUUUUCAGUUUGUUGAGAUUUUUCUUGUGAUGACUUCUGAUCUCUUUACAGGAUAGGAGCUCUGAAGUUUGACACCAAUAUUUUAAAGUAUUCUAGAGUAAGUUUUAUUCUUAAGAUAAAAUUAAGAAAAAUUACCUUAUUAAAGUUUUUAUUGUCACAUUAUAUGUAGUAAAUUGACGGUGAUUUUUAUAUUAUAAAUAUUUACAUGUUCACUUUUAGCCUACCCUCAAGACUUCCUAUACCAUGGGCUAGUAUCAGUUUUUGCUACUAGAGACAAGUUCUUACAUCAGUGUGCUUGUGUGCUGCUACUGAUUACUGAUUCUUAACAGUCUCUUCUGACUGUGCUUCUGCUGUGUUUCUAUUGAUUCUUCUUAACAGUCUCUUCAGUUAAUUUCCUCCUCUGUUUCCCCCCCUAUUCCAGAUUCUCACCACCUUGGAUCUAAGUCCUAAUUAGAGUCCUCCUUACUGGCCACCCUCCCACUGUCCUCAGAAUGAUCUUUAUAAAAUGUGUAGUUUCUUGUGGUGCUGCCUUGUCUAGAGAUGACUGGCAGACCCGUUUUUUGACAAAUAGAAGUUCCUUACUUAGCAUGACACAUGUAAAAUCUCUCCUGUCUUCUGAUAUAAACAUGCAGAUCAGGCUCCUCUGGGCAGCUGUCUUUGAUAGUCUUCUCUUACUUUUGAUCCCCCAAAUAGCUACAGAAGUUAUUGCUCCCUUUUCUGUCCUGCCACUGCAGUUUGUUCUGUAAUAACAUUGGUCACACUGAUUGCAAUAUUUUGUUCACAUGCCUGUUUCCCCAGUAAGCUAUUACUGAAUUUUUAUUCCAAUACAUAUAAAAUUCAUGUUCAUUAAUUACUUGUUAAAAAGAUGAAGGAAAUAUCUCCACUGUAAAAUCACAGAAAUGUAAAAGUCACUGCUCAUCUAAGAAAGUUUGUUAUAAUGCUAUUCACAAAAAAUUGCCAUUUUUUAUUUUUGUAAUUAUAAAUACCUAGUAAUGUGGCAAAUUUAUGUGAAGUGUAUAAUCUUUGUUCUAUCUGUGAUUUUUAACAUUUAUAAAAAUACACCUAUGUGUCAUCAUGUCUUUCAGAGAAGAAAUUAGUGCUUAUUAAAUCACAUUAAAUCACUUAAAUCACUUUAGGCUGGGUCUCUCAACUUAAGCAUCAUUUGUAUUUUUGGCCAGCUAACUCUUUGCUGUGGAGGGCUGUACUGCUCCCUGUUGGCUGUUUAACAGUAUCCCUGGCCUCCACCUGCUCUAUACUGGUAGCACCUCCCCAGUUGUGCCAACCCAGAAUAUCUCCAAACAUUACCAGAUCAUCCCUAGUUGAAAACCACUGAUUUAGACUUUGGAACAUUUUUAUGUUUAUUUUUUUAAAAUCUCUAAUUACAGUAGAAACUUUAAAUUCUAGUUUUCUAUUAUGUUAUUUUUAAAAAUAAAGUAUCAUACCUCCUAGCUCUAUAGUACUACCAACAGUGCCUUCUAACUGAUGACAACUUACUUAUUUCAGUGAGUAUCUAUAUUAUACCCACUUGAAUAAUUUCUCCUUUUAUAUCAUCUUUGAAAUAUAAUGCCUGAAGGAGAUGCUUAGCCAAUGUUUGUUGAAUUAAUAAUUAAGCUUAAAUUCCUUAUGUUUAAUUGAACAUGUAUUUUGGGUAGUCUUAAAAGUACCUUUAAAUCUGACUUUGGUUUGUACAAAUAAAUUUUUAAAAUUCCAGUUGUGAUAUAUGUGCUUCUUGAUUUUUAUAAAUUCUUUUAAAGAAAAUACAACCUACUUUUGGAAGAGUCUUAGGUUUUAAAAACACACACAAAUUACUAUGUAUAUUAUGUCAAUUUCUAUCCUUCAAAAUAUGGGGAAAGUGGGCUCAUAUUUUGUUUACAUUAUUGUUUGGGAUGAAUAAAUGUGUUUUGAAAUAAAUGCAAUAGUGAUGUAACCCAAAAGUAAAUUGGCCAGUUGGAUCAGAUUCAUCUUACAUAUAUAAUUUUUUAAAUAUACAUAUGUAUUAAAGGUA